This is a messenger RNA of Adineta ricciae, 1467 nucleotides long. NCBI's taxonomy places the organism in Eukaryota, Metazoa, Rotifera, Eurotatoria, Adinetida, Adinetidae. The record is from the annotation of a GenBank genome assembly.
AUGAAUCAAAAAGGUUUUCACAUUAUUUUUCUUGCGAUAUUUUUUCUCAAUCCUACUACAUCAGAUAUUCGAGCAAGCAGUAUAUCAAUUAGAAUUGGGUGGCAAUUAUUAUCGCAAAAUACAACCCGUCUACCAUAUACUACAUUAUCGGCAUUCAAUUUUCGAAUAUGUCAAAUGAAAUGUCUACUUCAAUCACCAUGUCAAGUAGCUGUGUUUCGUCAAUCAACUUUGAGUUGCGAUCUUUUUACCAAUAUAUCGACUCCUAUAGACAAUCUGCUAGUCCCUGCCGACUCUCAUACUAUCACCAUUGUAAUUUACAACCAAGCAUCAGCAAAGUCAUCAAAUCUUCCUUCUACCACGCAUGAAUGUUAUCAGACCGGUCGUAUACAUCAUGAAAGACCCCGAGCAUUUCCGAUACCGCGACAACAUCCACCACUUCGACAAGCACCAGUUCAACAACAUCCACUACCUCGACAACCACCAGUUCAACAACAUCCACUACGUCUACAAGCUCUAGCUCAACAACAUCCACCACUGCUACAACAUCCACCACUUCGACAAGCAGCAGCUCAACAACAUCCACUACCUCUACGAGCACCAGUUCAACAACAUCCACUACGUCUACAAGCUCUAGCUCAACAACAUCCACUACCUCGACAAGCACCAGUUCAACAACAUCCACCACUGCUACAACGUCCACCACUUCGACAACCACCAGUUCAACAACAUCCACUACCUCGACAAGCACCAGUUCAACAACAUCCACCACUGCUACAACAUCCACCACUGCUACAACAUCCACCACUUCGACAAGCAGCAGCUCAACAACAUCCACUACCUCUACGAGCACCAGUUCAACAACAUCCACCACUGCUACAACAUCCACCACUUCGACAAGCAGCAGCUCAACAACAUCCACUACCUCUACGAGCACCAGUUCAACAACAUCCACCACUGCUACAACAUCCACCACUUCGACAAGCAGCAGCUCAACAACAUCCACUACCUCUACAAGCACGAGCUCAACAACAUCCACUACCUCGACAAGCAGCAGCUCGACAACAUCCACCACUUCGACAAGCUCUAGCUCAACAACAUCCACUACCUCUACGAGCACCAGUUCAACAACAUCCACCACUGCUACAACAUCCACCACUUCGACAAGCACCAGUUCAACAACAUCCACUACCUCGACAAGCAGCAGCUCAACAACAUCCACUACCUCUACGAGCACCAGUUCAACAACAUCCACUACAUCGACAAGCAGCAGCUCGGCAACAUCCACCACUGCUACAACAUCCACCACUGCUACAACAUCCACCACUUCGACAAGCAGUAGCUCAACAACAUCCACUACCUCUACAAGCACCAGUUCAACAACAUCCACCACUGCUACCACAACCACUACGUCUACAAGCACCACUUGAAGCACAUCAUUCACUUCAGCAACAUCUACUAGCUCUUUAA